UUGUUUAAGGAUUGCCCGAAUGGCUACCACUGUGCGGAGAACAAUAUUUGUUGCGGUUCACCGGGCGCUUGUCCCGACAACAAUCAACCUACGCAGGAUAAGUUCGGUCGUCUAACCGCUUGCACUUCUCGAAAUGGCAAUACGUGCCCAGCUGGAUCACAGUGUAUGGCCACAAACAUUUUCUCUCAGCGGCUCUGUUGCGAACAGAUAGAAUACACCUGUCCUGGAUACUCGGUACCCUAUCCGAGUUCACGAUUCCCCCAGAAAUGCAAUCUGGGAGAGCCGUGGCAAUGUGGUGAUAAGCAGUGUAUGCCAAGGCAUAUUCCUAACGUCACGUUCGCCUGUCAGUCAACAAUCAUACGCCAGCGAGAGGUAAACCCAUGUCCAAAUGGCUGGUCACCAAAUGGUGGUGUAAUUACGAUAUGA
This is a messenger RNA of Cooperia oncophora, 426 nucleotides long. Lineage: Eukaryota; Metazoa; Nematoda; Chromadorea; Rhabditida; Trichostrongylidae. The record is from the annotation of a GenBank genome assembly.